This is a messenger RNA of Odontomachus brunneus, 4905 nucleotides long. It is a transcript of the gene Kal1, whose product is annotated as endoplasmic reticulum aminopeptidase 2-like. The record is from RefSeq and is a predicted model, not a curated record. Bases 71 to 4372 code for a protein of 1433 amino acids. Lineage: Eukaryota; Metazoa; Arthropoda; Insecta; Hymenoptera; Formicidae. Gene Ontology annotation, cellular component: extracellular region; cytoplasm. The transcript has 20 exons. Gene Ontology annotation, molecular function: zinc ion binding; peptide binding; peptidase inhibitor activity. Gene Ontology annotation, biological process: peptide catabolic process; proteolysis.
UUUACCGUCGCGGCAAUGCUCGUCCGAUCGCUAGAUCCUGCGGCAGCUCAGCACCUGCUCGCCGAUUAGCAUGGAGAGACGCGGUGCACGACGAGAGACCGAUGCUUCAGGACUUCCGGACGGGAUUUCCGAGGCUUAUGUUAAGGGCGACGGGCUCUGUAAGAGAAGUUCGCGAUGGUGGCACGCGAGAGCGAGAAUCGUGGCGACGAUACUGAUCUGCGUGUUCGUCAGUGCAAUGAUCGUUUACUGGUUCGUCAGUUCGAUCAUGGAGAAUCGACGGGACGGCAGGCACAGAGGCUCGUCCGGCGGGAAAUCUCGUAAAACGUCUCAUCUCGAGAGACUGCCCGAUCACGUUUUACCGUUGGAAUACACCUUGAAGGUACUGCCCAUACUGGAAGAGGGAAAUUUCACCACCUACGGCGACGUGCAGAUUCAAUUCUGCUCCAAGAUCCCGACCAAGCGCAUACGUCUACAUGCGCGCAAACUCCUCAUACGCGACAUCAGCGUGACCGAGUAUCACGAUUGUUCGUCGAACACGUCGAAAUUGAUCAAUAGAUACGUCCAGAUGGACGAGGAGAACUUUAUCGACGUGAUUCUGCUGCAAAUGCUGAUGGCGGGUCAGACUUAUGUUUUGCACAUCAAAUACACGGUCCCGUUGCUUCAGAAAGCUAAGGGAUUUUUCAGGAGUUCGUACGUCGAUCGUGACACCAACGAAACCAGGUGGAUCGCGGUGUCGAACUUGUCGCCAGACAACGCUCGGAUGGCCUACCCAUGUUUCGAUGAGCCGUGGAUGAAGGCGCCGUUUCGCAUCUCGAUCGGCAGAAAAUCGAACAUGCAAUCGCACUCCAAUUCGAUGCGCAAAGUCACCGAAGAGAUACGCGACUUGCCGGGAUACGUGUGGGAUCAUUACGAAAAAACUUUACCGAUGCCCACUUACCUGGUUGCCUUCAUGGUCACCGAUUUCUUCGGCUACCACGCCAACGUCACCGACCGACCGUCGCACACCAUCUUGUCUAGGAGAGAGGUCGCGAACGACACGAGAUAUUUGGGCGACCUGAUACCGAAGGUGCUCCGAUUAAUACAAAACUUUACCGGGUUCUACUACGAGCUGGACAAGCUCGACGUGAUCGUGCUCCCCAAGCUGACGUUUUCCGCGAUGGAAAACUGGGGCCUCAUAUCGAUUCAGGAGGACAUAGCUGUUCUAAAGGAGACUGGCGGUAGCAUAAACGCCAGAAAAAACCUUGCUAAUAUCAUGGCGCACGAAGUCGCCCAUCAGUGGUUUGGUAAUCUGGUGACGCCCAGGUGGUGGGACGACGUGUGGUUAAAGGAAGGUUUCUCCUCGUUUUUCGGAUUCUUAGCGUUAAGCGUGUUGGAGCCCAUGCUCUGGGACCGGCAGGCCAGCUUCCUCGUCGAGUGCCACGACGUAUUUUACGAGGAUGCCAUCGAGACAGCACACCCGUUGCACAUUGAUUUGCGAGGGCUGAGUGGGCUCAAUGACGUCUUUGAUUUGACGUCGUACGUCAAGGGUAAUUGCAUGGCGCACAUGAUCUAUCAUUUUCUGGGCGAACGGAUCUUCCUCGCGUCCGUGCGCCGCUACAUGCGCACAUACUACUAUCGCAGCGCCGAUCAGGAGGAUCUCUGGAGCGCCUUCCAGGUGGAGAUCGACGGAGCGAGCGACGGGCUACCGUCUUCCUCCGGGCUGCGCAUGAAGGACGUUAUGCGAACUUGGACGUAUGAGGCUGGCUUUCCUGUCCUGCAUGUCCGACAGAAUCGUGAAACCGGUGCGAUCGAGCUUACGCAGGACCGAUUUUAUCAUUAUGGCCUAAAUAGUACGCGCGAAGAGUUAUGGCAUGUCCCGUUGACGUGGACAACCGAAAAUGAACAGCAAUUUGGUAAUACCUUGCCGAAGGCAUGGAUGGCCGAGAAACGCAUGAAAAUUAACGACACUGCCCUGAGCCGGGCGAGUUCCAGCGACCAGUGGAUUCUGUUCAAUAUCAAUCAAACGGCCUUGUAUCGCGUCAACUAUGACGUGGACAAUUGGAAACUGCUGCUAAAGUCCUUCCGAACUCUGCCAGAAGUGACAAAGGUGCAGUUGCUGGCGGACUCGUUCGCGAUAGCCAACGCCGGACUGCUCGACAUGAGAAUCACGUGGAGUAUCCUCGAGAAGCUGGAAGCGGAAAGUGGAGAGAUGCUCUGGACGCAUGCGAUAUUCACCUUGGACACUGUCUACGAUUACUUUUGGGACUCGAGCGUAUUUAAGUUCGUGAUGUGCAAGGUCACCGAUCAGGUGUACGCCGAGACGGCGCGGUCGCUGGUCCAUACGGAUCCCGCGUCGUGGACAGAAUUCAAGGUGAACGUAAUGAAAUGGGCAUGUUUGGUAGGCCAUCGGGCAUGCUUGACGGCGGCCCGCGACUUCGUUCAAAAAAUGCUGCGAAACGAGUCGCUGAGCUCGUCCGUUCCAGAGGAAUUUCGCACCUGGACGUAUUGCGCGUUCGUGAAAGCGCUCACGGAGGAACAAUGGCUGGCACUUCUCGCGAGAUACGACGAAUCGACGGCGCACGAUAAGGAGAGCCUCGCCUUCGCAUUGGGAUGUCACGUCAGCGCGAGGCUGCUGCGAAGAUACCUGUCUACGAUGUUUUCGCAAGGCAACAUUACGUACUCACACGCGGAGAAGGCUCUGAUGUCCGCCGUGAUAAAUCCGCACGGGUAUCGCGUCGCGGCGGACUUUCUGACCGAACACUGGAACAAGUUCAGUGCGAACGAGGCGGAAGACAAUGGCACGGGGUCCCGGAAGAUCAUCGGCCAUCCGAUGACGCCGCACGCCGGCAAUCCGACGUCUGCUAUAGCCAAGAAGGGAAAGCCACGGAGGCAGCAGUUACCAUCGGCAGCCACCCUCAGAAAGUGGUGGCCGUGGUGGUUGCUGCUACCAGGAUGUUUGGCGUCGUGGACGCGAUACGUCGAGGAGUACGACUCCAUUCGAGUGGCCAGGUGCGACGCCCGAUGCGGGGAGAGCCAUCCUGACGAGUGUGUGGAGAAUUGUCUGGCGUCGAAUUACACGAAACCCGGAUACUGCCCGGAGAGAACGUUUAUGACGCCCUUCGAAGCCGCCUGUUUGGUCGCCUGCAUCGAUGACUCUCGUUGCCCGGAUUUGGCCAAGUGUUGCAGCCACGAUUGCGGUGUCACAUGCAUGCAUCCUGUCGGUUUAGACAGUCGAAAUGACCUGCCAGUCGUACCGGAGAACUUACGGAUACGACAGCAGAAGAGCAACCUAGUGCUCCUGACUUGGCGCAGCGGCAGGCUGACCGCCAACAACGUGUCUUCCUCCUCCUCCUCCUCCUCUUCUUCCUCCUCCAACGACGACGAUGAGGACGUUCGAUACCUGGUGGAGGAGCGUCACCUGAUCGGACCCAGAUAUCUGGAAUCUAGACUGAGUUCCUGGACCGUAUGCCACGUGUCGACGAAGCCGCACGCAACCCUCCGUGGCCGGCUGAAGACCGGACACUGGUAUCAGUUUCGCGUGGCGGCCGUCAAUGGAAACGGCUCUCGCGGGUACUCACAACCCUCUAGACCUUUCAAAACAAAAGAGCCGAGAAAUCCGAAGGAGCCGCAGAAUCUGACGUUGUCAAACGCGCGUCUCGUCGGCGGAAAGCUGCGCAUCAAUCUGCGAUGGGUGAAGCCAACGUCGGAUAUACCGAUAUCGUUCUACAAAGUGUUCUGGAGCAGACUCAUCCACGGGCCGACCAACGACUCCAUCCUCGUCUACCACAAGACAGUCCUGAAAGAUAAGACGUGCUACGAGCUAAAGAACCUGGAGCUGAAGUGCCAGUACUUCCUGCAGGUGCAGGCGGUGGCGGUAUACGGCGGCCGGCGUUUGGCGUCGCGCAAGGCCUCCAAGGUGUUCAACAGCACCGACUAUAUGGCGUACGCCGACGUCGGGAGACGUUCUCGCAGGUGCGAGCGAACCCAGGCCGGUCUCCAUGUGCGUCGCAUGAGCUGCCACUGCGGCGACGUGAAGGUGCGCCUAGUCUGGCCGGCGAACGGCGACGCCAAGAUGUACAACAUCACGUGGCGGGAGGAGUCUUGCUCGCGCGAGAAAAGCUCGGAACAUCGACGGAGACCCGCCGCGUGGCAGCUGGUCCAGACAUCGCACUACGAUCUGCAGCAACUGCGAAACGACUGCACGUACAGCGCGAAUGUGCGAAACGUACUGAAGGAUGACAGAAGCGACGGUCAUGGGGCGAGUAUAGAGUUCUUCGCGACCGGAUGUCAGGAUGAUCAGAAGCGGCAGAAGCACUCGCGGCGGAAGACAGCGAGAUGUAAGACGAAACCGUCCAGAUCUAGACGGCACUUCGCCGGUCUGUUUGUGAUAUGAACUCGCUAACGGCGAAGGUGAGGCGACUGGACGGAUUGUAAGUCGUCACGGUGUUCGUGAUCCACGGGUGUUGACGGUAAUGUCCAUCGUUCGCGAAUAUUGUCGGAGGGACUUGUAUUUCAUUUGUGCCUGUUAAGGACUAUCGUGUUGCGCAAAGUUGAAAUGUUUUCUCGGGGAAGAAGAGCGCGCGAGGUCCCUCUGCGAUUUUCCGAACGUUUGGAAGCAGCUCUUCCCCCGAACGAUUUCGGUAUGUGAGCUUUGUUCGCGGUGAAUGGCCGAGUCUGAGUGGAGCGUAACGUAAGAUUUUUACAUACGAAUCUUUUUUUAUAUAUAGAGAAAGGUAAUUAGAAUGUGUCUACUUUUAUGGUAAGAGAGGGUGUAAUGAAAUCGUAGUGCGUUCUAUGCAACGGAGUAUUAAGAAACGCUCGAUCACACGUUGACUUUCAUCUAAACGAAAAGUUAUUGGUGUCGCAAUUGCGCUUUCUUCUCAGCUUUCGUUCCGUUCAAAUAAGAUAUUUUUAUUUUCCCAAGAA